Molecule: messenger RNA, 1923 nt
Organism: Lentinula edodes (shiitake mushroom)
Lineage: Eukaryota; Fungi; Basidiomycota; Agaricomycetes; Agaricales; Omphalotaceae
Exons: 7
Coding region: 1-1923 (640 amino acids)
Biological process (GO): establishment of cell polarity; septin ring organization
Cellular component (GO): nucleus; mating projection tip; cytoplasm
Molecular function (GO): guanyl-nucleotide exchange factor activity
Source: RefSeq, a predicted model, not a curated record
AUGAAGCAUCCAGGGCCUGGGUUGGAUUCCAAGACGGCUUCGACGAAGCCAAACAAUUCUUACAAGAAUUUCAGAAUAUACACCAAAUGCUUGAACCUGCAAACGCGGCUACUCACCUUGCCAGGUUUUGCGACCCAUUCCGAGGCUCUAUUUGACUCAUCCGACCCUGUGGCAUGUAUUCGCAAACUCCUUUGUUCCGGUCUUCCACUCUGCUAUCUGUUCAAUCUCUUGCCCAGCAGAAUUCACCCUCACAUUGAACUCAAUAUCACGCCUUCACCAGAUGAUGAUUAUACAAAACGUCUCGCUAUAGCGCAAUUUGCUUUGCGUGCUAAUCAAGCAUUUCAAUGUGACCAUUUCACUAUCAGCGACGUCUUGUCCUCCACAGAAUCAACAGCUGGCUUUGAAAAGGCGUUGAAUGCUGUUUCAGUAGUACUUGACCAACUGGCUUUGACUGCAAAGACGAUUCAAGGUCUUGCAAAGCCCUUGAAUUCUCACAAUGGCAGCGAAAUGCGAUACGAAAGCAACGAAUCUUUCCAGCGUUCUUUCCAGCGUACAGUAAAGAAUCUGUUGACAUCUGAGCGCGAUCAUGUUGCCAAAAUGGAAAUAUUAGAGAAUUUUUCCAGUGUUCUGGCUACUUUUGGAAUGGUGGAUCCCGAAUCUGUUUCUCUAAUCUUUCCAAAAAAGAUGUUUGUGUUUGCUCGCAAAUUUCGCAUUCAACUUGAAUGCAUUGCUCAACUUCCAUGGAAGGAACAGAAUUGGGGAGCCCCGUUUAUAUCGCAUGCUAUGGAUAUCACCAUGAAUUCAAGAAUCCAUUGCGUGAACUGGAUUCUUGUUAAACCAGCUUUAGCUGAUUUUGACAUGGAGUCUUUACAGAUUCCCAGCUUUGAAGCUACGUCUCAGGACGUGAAUUCUCUCCUUGCAGCCCCUUUAGAACGUCUAUCUGAUUAUAUCGGAUUCUUGAAGGAACUCAUCCUACUUUCUACCUUGACGACCCGCAAACACCGGUACCACGAUGAACUACUUCUUGGCGUGGCUUGUAUCCAACAAGUCAUGGACAUCAUUUCGAAAGCAAAGAAGAAAACCAUGUCAGAUCAAAUCUGCGAGGCGCUGAAGACCCGGAUCAUGGAUUGGCAGGAUUUGAGCAUUAACAGCCUAGGUCAGCUCAUCCUAGAGGACCGUCUUCUAACUCGCAGGAAUGACCUCUUGCAAAUUUUCGAUGUGUUUCUGUUUGAGAACGAACUUCUUCUUUGCGAUAAGACUCUGCCACCUCCACCGCCUAACAGCUCUAGGAUAGGCAGACGCAAGGUGUCUUCGGCUUCUAUUCCGCCCUCCAGAAAUGACACGCUUUAUAUCAAGGAUCAUAUUCCUAUACAUAACAUUACAAGUGUCACUAGAUCUGAAUUUAGGCGCGUACAAGACAAUGGUCCGCAGCUUUUCUUUGAGCUUGCUUUAUCCAUGGAAAGUCAUGUCGUGGCGUUGCUGCAUCCGGAUCACGACGGCAUGCAAAAAUGGUACCACGAGCUUCAAGGGCUUCAAGGAAAAGGCGAGUGGGGGGAUGUACAAGGGCCCUUGUCACCAGCCGUUCUAAUUCAGAGAAAACGAGCGGUCACUUACGACGGCGCUUUGGCUGACAUUCAGAAUAAUUUCCUCCCUGAAAACUCACACCUGAGUAACUACCGAUCGACGUUCGUAAAGUUGCAUUUCGGUGACAACUCUUUCGUGCUCUCAAUUCCUUUGCCUGUGGAGUAUGAAGAUCUGCUGGAACGGAUCGAUAAGAAACUACGAUAUUCUCCGGGAUGGACUAUAGACGGAAGAAUUAUCACACAUACGAAUGCAGAUGGAUAUGUAGUAUCAGUUGGACCAAGAACGCCUUUAGAGACCAUAUUCCGAGAGGGUAUAAUGGCCUCUUUACGUGUUGAAUGA